CUUCAAUUCCCAUUCAGAUCAUAUACAUACUAAGCAUAGCAAUUAAUAAGCAAUUAUAGUCCAAGCUCGAUCAUUAUUAGUUUCCAAUUGAGUAUAGAAGUACAAACUAAUUAAUUAACAGAUCGACAGAUUGUUUUUGGUAUAGUAUAUGAAUUGAUUUAAGAUGGGGAGAGCACCAUUUUGUGAAAAGAAUGGACUGAAGAAAGGUCCUUGGACCCCUGAUGAAGAUCAAACUCUUAUUGAUUACAUCCAUAAACAUGGCCAUGGAAAUUGGAGGACCCUCCCCAAGAAUGCUGGUUUGCAAAGGUGUGGAAAGAGCUGCCGGCUACGUUGGACGAAUUAUCUGAGGCCUGAUAUUAAGAGAGGAAGGUUUUCCUUUGAUGAAGAAGAGACAAUAAUUCAGCUCCAUCGUGUCUUAGGAAACAAGGUAUGUUUGGGAGUAUGGAAAGAAGCGGAAUGGAAGGCUUUGAAAGUUAACCUGUAGGAGAGGACAAGUGGAGAAGAAGUGAAAGAAAUUAUUCUUCAUAUUUGGCAGUUACAAAUUUCAAAAAAGAUAGGCUAUGAAUGUUUAGUUAUAAUUUAAAUCGUUUCAGAGGUGUAAUACAUUCAAAUAAUUGAACAUGUAUUGAUUUUAUAAAUUCAGUUAAAUUUAUCAUCUAAAUAUUAAAAUACUUAUCUUUCAAAACUCUCCAAUAUGGGAUAACUUAACAAGUGAGCCUUUUGAAAGAUUUAGAUUUUUUACCACCCCUUUCAAGUUUUUAAAUACCCAAACACGAAAAGAAGAUUAUAAACCCUUCUCUCCUCUUCUCCUCCAAAAUCUAACUUCCAAACAAAAUUAGGGUUUAAUUUGUAAGGUCUUACCAUUAAUCGAUCAUUCUAAAUUCAUAGUCAUUCAUAGCAUGAUGUGACGCUUGAAAAGUUAGUUUUAACACUUGUCAUUGAAAUAACACUUUUUAAUGAGGUGAAUGAUAAGGGAAUAUUUAUAAGUUUAUGAAAAACAAAAGUUUACAUUGAAUUGGAAAAACAUAAAGCUAUUGAGUUCAAUUGAAGAGGGGGAAAGGAACUUAAUAUUAUUGAAACAGUAAAUUAUUAAAAGUAGUACUCCAUCCGUCCCUUAUAAUUGUCUCAUUUUCCAUUUUUUGAUGUACCUCUAUUAUUGUCUCAUACCAUAUUGGGUAACAUUUGUAUGGUUUUAGUUCAUACUUUACUCUCAAUUUAUCAACUUAUUAUCAACCACAUGAUUCUACUUUUCUUGACGGAUGGAGUACAUUUUAUGUGUGAUUUUCUUCUAGAAGAAAGCGGUCAGGUUCUUAUUCCAGCAUAUAUAUAAUAUUAUAAAGGAAAAAUUGACAAGAAAAAUCACACAAUUUACUGGUCUUCUCAAAACGAUCCCACUUUUACGUAAGCUCAGAAUAAUCCCACCUUUACACCUCAUCUUCUUUCAUUGGACUCUAACUUGUUGAUGACCUACUAUACCAG
Molecule: messenger RNA, 1479 nt
Organism: Cuscuta epithymum
Lineage: Eukaryota; Viridiplantae; Streptophyta; Magnoliopsida; Solanales; Convolvulaceae
Source: the annotation of a GenBank genome assembly